AUGUUUUCAACUCUGGUGGAUUUUUUUCGAGAGCAGAUAUUCACGUUAAAAGAAGGCAGUUAUCCGUUUUGGCUUAUGUAUCGUGGAUAUGUGAGUCCAUUAGGAUCCCUUUUACACGCAAGGAUGCUUCGAAAAGCAAAAGAACAAUUUCCGAAAGGACAUCGGAAACUGACUACAACAACAUAUUCCGGUGUCGUUGUCACAAUCGUCAGCUUUGCAUACGACAAUUACGCAUAUAUUGUGCGCAAAAAUAUGGACGUCAACCAGUGUUUGAUUGUUGAUUGUGGUGAUGGAGAGAUUAUAAUCGAUAUAUUGAAAGAAUUUCAAUGGGAUCCUAUCGCUGUUCUCACAACUCACAAACACUGGGACCAUUGUUAUGGUAAUGCGGCCCUUAAAGUUGCUUAUCCGAAUGCUUGCUUUAUUGGUGGAAAAGUUGAUCGACCCAGCAUUUGUACAAGGUUAGUAAGCGACGGAGAAGAACUCGAUCUAGCCGGUAUCCUUAUUAAAGUUCACGAGGUAUUCGGACAUACUUUGGGACAUGUUGUUUAUGAGAUUAAUCAAGCAACCACUUCUACUGAUCCACCGAUUAUUUUUACAGGGGAUACAAUCUUUGUUGCUGGAAUAGGUAAAACUUUUGAAGGCACCAAUGAACAAAUGGUUGCCUCUCUCGAUCAAUUUAAAAACAAAUUUUGCCUUGGUACGAUCCUUUUUUCCUGGUCA
Molecule: messenger RNA, 720 nt
Organism: Mesorhabditis belari
Lineage: Eukaryota; Metazoa; Nematoda; Chromadorea; Rhabditida; Rhabditidae
Source: the annotation of a GenBank genome assembly